Carassius carassius (crucian carp) is the source of this 1891-nucleotide messenger RNA. Its product is annotated as gastrula zinc finger protein XlCGF57.1-like. The record is from RefSeq and is a predicted model, not a curated record. The coding region runs from base 118 to 1731 and encodes 537 amino acids. Lineage: Eukaryota; Metazoa; Chordata; Actinopteri; Cypriniformes; Cyprinidae. The transcript has 3 exons. Gene Ontology annotation, biological process: regulation of transcription by RNA polymerase II. Gene Ontology annotation, cellular component: nucleus. Gene Ontology annotation, molecular function: DNA-binding transcription factor activity, RNA polymerase II-specific; RNA polymerase II transcription regulatory region sequence-specific DNA binding.
GGUAUGUCUGUGUGACGUCAUAAGGCUGCGCUGCUCUUCUGCAUCUGUUGUGAUUCGGCUGAGAAAGAAAAACUCCUGGGGAAGCAACAGGGAUCCACGUGACAUUCAGUUAUAAAGAUGGCGUUUAUUAAAGAGGAGAGUGAAGACAUGCGGAUAGAAGAAGCAUUCAGAAUGAAAUAUGAAGAUAUUGAGGAACAAACAGAUCUGAUGGCCUUGAAAGAGGAGAGUCAAGAAUUGAAUGAAAUAGAAGAGAAAGACCAGUAUGAGAAACAUCGUGAUUUUAUAAACGGUGAAAGAUCUUUUAGUUGCACACAGACGUCCUCACAAAAAAGAGCUCAAACAGCUGGAAGUUAUUUCACCUGCUUUCAGUGUGGAAAAAGUUUCACUCAAAAAGGAAACCUUAAUGUCCACAUGAAAAUUCACACAGAUGAGAAGCAUUACACUUGCCCUCAGUGUGGAAAAAGUUUUACCCAUAAAGGCAACCUAAAAACCCACAUGAAAAUUCACACUGGAGAGAACCGUUACACCUGCAAACAGUGUGGGAACCACUUCUCACGAAAAGGAAGUCUUAAGACUCACAUGAGAUUUCACACUGGAGAGAAACCUUAUACAUGCCCUCAGUGUGGAAACAGUUUUACACGUAAGGGAACCCUUAAUACCCACAUGAGAAUUCACACUGGAGAGAAGCCUUAUACCUGCAAACUGUGUGGGAACACCUUCUCACGAAAAGAAAGUCUUAAGACUCACAUGAGAAUUCACACCAGAGAGAAACCUUACACAUGCUCUCAGUGUGGAAAGACUUUUACACGUAAAGGAACCCUUAAUGCCCACAUGAAAUGUCACACUGGACCUCACUUCUCACAAAAGGGUGGUCUUAAGACUCCUGUCAAAAUUCACACUGGAGAGAAGCCAAAGAGUUUCACAAACAAGAAUCAUGUAGAAACUGACACCGGAAAGAAGCCUUUUAUGUGCCAUCACUGUGGAAAGAGUUUCACUCUUAAUGGAAACUUCAAGGUUCACAUGAGGAUUCACACUGGAGAGAAGCCUUACACGUGCGAUCAGUGUGGAAAGAGCUUCAGACAUAAAGUAACGCUUAAUUACCAUGUGAGAAUUCACUUGAGAGAGAACUGUUUUCUGUGUCAUCAGUGUGGAAGGAGUUUCACAGACAGUAAAGAACUUAAGAAUCAUGUAAUAACUCACUGUAAUAACACUGGAGCAAACAGUUUCAUGUGCCAUCACUGUGGAAAGUCUUGCAUAAACGCAGCAAACCUUGAGAUUCACAUAAGAGUUCACACUGGAGAGAAGCCUUAUAUUUGUCUCCAGUGUGGAAAAAGCUUCUCACGUAAAGGAAACCUUCAGACUCACGUAAGGGUUCACACUGGAGAGAAGCCUUUCAGGUGUCUUCAGUGUAAAAAGAGUUUUACAUAUCAAAGAGACCUGAAACGUCAUAUGCAAACUCAUUCUGUGAAGAAACUGCCGGUUUCUGAGGGUGAUGAGAGGUUUAGAAACAGAAGUAAUUUUAAAAAGCAUCUGCACAUUCACUCCAGAGGAAAGAGAUUUGAUCAUGUUCAGUGCAAUAAAAAAUUUCUACUGGCAUCAAACUUACGGACGCACCUGAAAAGUCAUGGAUAUGUGAGAUCCUACUUGUGUUCUAUAUGUGGAAAGUGUUUUAAAUGGCUCAGCAAUUUAAAAUGGCACCAGAAAAUAUGUAUUGUGCGAAAUUACUUGUAAAAUGUAUAGCUCAUCACUCAUAUUUGAUUGUUUAAAAAAAAAUUGUUAUUAUUAGUAUUAAUAAUAUUUAUAUUAAUUUAUUACAAAAUGACAUCUUGCUGUGAAAUGCCACAAUGUAAAUGAGCACUCAGAAAUUAAAAGCCAAACUGAAUGAAAUAAU